UGCAACAUCAAUCGGAUACGUCUAGUUCACGCCCCACAGAUGUACGGUAUGUAUAUGCUGCGAGGAGAAGAAAUGAAAUUGGUCGCUGGCCGGAGUGUCCAAGAAAAGUUGCUGUUCCACGUGACCACCGAAUCCAGAGCCAUUGAGUCGUUGGACAGCGGACUAGACUGGAGACGCACCCACCGUAACAAGUUCGGGCGCGGAGUGUCCUUCAGUGACGACGCUGACUACGCCAACUAUUACGCCGACAACUCUCCAAGUGAAGAAACACGAGUGAUUAUUGUAUGCACCGUGCUGGUUAGUAAAACGUACGUGGUCCCGAGACACGUCGAUGGGAACUCGUUGACUGUACCCCUCGGCCUCGCGGACACAACGGUGAGCGAUAACAGCCGCGUGUACGUUAAGUACAACGAUAAUGAAUUUUAUCCACUGUACUUUGUGUACUACCGGAAAAGACCGGAACACAUGACCAAUAGCAAAUACUUCCGCUCCAACACCCGCAGGGCUAUGGGUCACUAUGAUCGAAGGACAAUCGAAGAAAGGUACAACGACCACCUGGACGCCACGGGCUACUACGACGACGACGACACAUUCGAACAAAUGUGCAGCGACUUCAAAGAUGCCAUGGACAGCUACUACGAAGAACACGAUGAUUGAAGUAGGUACACAGCACAGUAGUAACGAACCCUUCGAUAGCGACUACCUCCGUAUGCUGACUACUUCGACCACUGAUUGUUAUCAAUAAACAAAUAAAUAAUUAUUUUCAUUUUUACCCAAACGGACACGAAUAGCGUUGUCCGUAUAAAUAUUUUGAUUUAACAUAUAGGUACCUACUAUACUACUUAUACUUAUAUACAUUGAUUUUUUUCUACGUUUUUCGCCACUUAUUCUUUUCGUCAUAAUGUUACUAUAACUACUUACUUCACCCAUUUUUGGACGAACGAUUCUUGACACAAUAAUUAUAUUGCAGGUGUUCUUUUUUUAUUUGUGAUUGACAUUUUAACGUUUGACUGUAGUGAUUGUACACGAGUGUUUUUACUUAUUAUACAUUUAUACAAAAAUUAUACAUCUAUGCAAAAUGAGAAUUUUUUUAUUUUAUUUUUAUGUUUUUGUAUAUUAUAUCGUAUUAAUGAUUGCCACUCUUUGUAACUAAUGGCUAACAAGUAACAAGUACUAACAACUACUGUGUCUUCUUAAUAUAUAUAUAUAUAUAUACAGUCAUACUGAUGUUUA
Myzus persicae (green peach aphid) is the source of this 1233-nucleotide messenger RNA. RefSeq names its product poly [ADP-ribose] polymerase 12-like. The transcript is spliced from 2 exons. Gene Ontology annotation, molecular function: NAD+ poly-ADP-ribosyltransferase activity. The annotation marks the transcript as partial. The record is from RefSeq and is a predicted model, not a curated record. NCBI's taxonomy places the organism in Eukaryota, Metazoa, Arthropoda, Insecta, Hemiptera, Aphididae.